This is a messenger RNA of Mercurialis annua (annual mercury), 1720 nucleotides long. RefSeq names its product probable serine/threonine-protein kinase At1g01540. The transcript has 6 exons. The coding region runs from base 159 to 1559 and encodes 466 amino acids. Gene Ontology annotation, biological process: protein phosphorylation. Lineage: Eukaryota; Viridiplantae; Streptophyta; Magnoliopsida; Malpighiales; Euphorbiaceae. The record is from RefSeq and is a predicted model, not a curated record. Gene Ontology annotation, molecular function: ATP binding; protein kinase activity.
UGGCAAAUUAGUGUUGGUUCAUUGCUAAGAUUAUUUCCACACCUAAACCUUUACCCAAAUUUCCCGCUAGUUAGUUCACAUGUCAAAUUUUUUGAACUACAAAUUUCUUUCAUCUCUAAAUCUUUCAAACUUUUAGUUAAUUCCUUCUGUUUCCAAUCAUGUUCAACCACCAAUUUUCUCUGAGCAAAAUUCUUUCAAAGCAAACACCAUUUUUUGGCAUCAGGUUAUGGAUUAUAUUGGUAGCUUUAGUUCUAGUUUUUUCUCUUCUGAUUCUAACUAUAAUCUUCACCAGCAUUAUUUGCCUACACCGCAAGAAAAAAUUCAAAUCUCUCAAAUCGAAUUUCCUUAUAUCGAAUGCUAUUUCUUGCGGUAGUAAUUUCAGGAAUUUUUACAGCGGAUCGUCCUUGGAUAAGAGACUGUUGUCUCAACGAAUCGGGGAAACUGAAAUGAACCUGGCAAAGCUAGACCAUCCGAAUAAAAAAAUUAUGAGUAGUGUAGAUGAUUUGGAGUCGGCUGGUAGAUACUUCCCUGACGCAUGGAGAGGGAAUAGAUUCAGUUACAAGGAUAUUGAGGUGGUUACUGGUGGAUUUUCCGAUGAAAAUUUGAUCGGAAAUGGUAAUCAGGGUGUCGUUUAUCGCGGUAGUUUGUUGGAUUCCACCAGAGUAGCUGUGAAGAGCCUGUUGAGUAAGAGUUGCGGAGCUGAGCAGUUUAUAACUGAAGUGGAGAUGAUAGGGCAUGUUAGACACAAGAAUUUAGUCAAAUUACUUGGAUACUGUACGGAAGGAGGUUACAGAAUGCUAGUGAAUGAGUAUGUAGACAAUGGAAAUCUGCAACAGUGGCUUCACGGAUGGACCGACGAAAUCAGCCCUCUAACAUGGGACAUAAGGAUGAACAUCAUCCAAGCAGUGGCCAAAGGACUGGCUUACCUUCACGAGGAUAUUGAACCAAAGAUAGUUCAUCACAACCUUAAAUCUUGUAACAUAUUGCUUGAUCACCAUUGGAAUCCUAAGAUCUCUGAUUAUGGGAUUGUUAAGCUCUGUGAUUCUCAAGAAAAUCAGAUAGCAGCACUAACAUAUGGUUACAUAACUGAGGAAUGUGCUUCUGAUGGAGUUGUUGAUGAGAAAAUUGAUGUUUAUAGCUUCGGGAUUCUCGUAAUGGAGAUCAUAUGCGGGAGGAUCCCGGUAGAUCACAAUCAACCCCAGGUACACUUAAUUGACUGGUUGAAGUCGAUGGUCGCGAAACACAAGAUAAUGUAUGUGGCAGAUCCUAAAUUGGCAGUAUUACCAUCUUUGAAGGAGCUGAAACGUGCAAUUUUAGUUGCUCUUCGAUGUGUCGAUCCUGAUUUAAAACACAGGCCUACAAUGGGAGAUGUCGUCCAUAUGCUCGAGCCGCGUGACUUACUACUAAAUGAUGAACUUCGUUUUCGGAGAAAUUCACUGUCUAAUCGAAGUUGCUCACAAGGGAGUCUGAUAGUUACAAAAUCUGCCGAGGCAGAUUUUGCUACUACACACGAAACAGAAAGCAGCAGUAAUGACUAUCAGAAAAUGAUAUUCGAGUAAAAGGUAAUGGGGAUACUCAUAGCAAACUUCAAAAAACACGACAAUUACAUUUAUUUAUUAUUGUAAUUAUUUUAUAUAAUAACAAAAAGUCAUUCAUGUAUCAAUGAAUAAACUACCCUAAAUAGCAGCACCUUACAAAUGUGCUUUAUUUUAUUUCUUAA